Messenger RNA from Aspergillus neoniger CBS 115656, 314 nucleotides. RefSeq lists its product as uncharacterized. The transcript has a single exon. The record is from RefSeq and is a predicted model, not a curated record. NCBI's taxonomy places the organism in Eukaryota, Fungi, Ascomycota, Eurotiomycetes, Eurotiales, Aspergillaceae. Bases 55 to 246 code for a protein of 63 amino acids.
GGGAUGACGAACAGGUAGGGUCAAGAGCAACAUGAUACUCAUCAAAUAGAAAUCAUGGGCGACGAGCCCAGAAUCGGCCUGAUGGUCCUGUCGAUUGAGAAGGGCUGCAGGUGGGCCAACAACCAGCAGCCCUGUUUGAAAGCGUCCGUGUUUCUACUUAUUUUUAUUUUUAUUUGGUUUUUCCGUUUUUAUUUUUUAUUUUUAUCUUUUUAUUUCUUAAUUGUUUUAUUUUUUUUUUUGAUCUAGUUUUAGCAGGCUAAGUUACUUACGAUGGCCCUCCUACUAAGAAUUACUCCAUACUAAAUUGGGUAUUA